Babesia bigemina is the source of this 810-nucleotide messenger RNA. RefSeq names its product adenylate kinase 2, putative. Bases 1 to 810 code for a protein of 269 amino acids. Lineage: Eukaryota; Apicomplexa; Aconoidasida; Piroplasmida; Babesiidae. Gene Ontology annotation, cellular component: mitochondrion; cytoplasm. The record is from RefSeq and is a predicted model, not a curated record. Gene Ontology annotation, molecular function: ATP binding; AMP kinase activity. Gene Ontology annotation, biological process: nucleobase-containing compound metabolic process. The transcript has 3 exons.
AUGAAUAGUUGCAGGUUCAAUUUUCGUCACCUUGUUUUAUCCGCUGUGUCCGUUUGUCUUGCGACGAUGAGCGGCCUCAGCGCUUACGAUACGGAGACUCUGCUCCAAGAGGUCAGGCGCCGAUACAACUGCCUGAGGAAGCCGGAAGGCAACUUCAUUUUUAUGGGCGCUCCAGGCUCCGGCAAGGGUACUCAAGCUUUGUCUCUCCGUGACACCCACUGCUACUGCCACUUGUCAACCGGUGACAUCUUGCGUUCUGCUGUGAGGAGCGGUGACCCCGUGGGUCUGCAGGCCAAGGAAUUCAUGGACAAGGGCAUGCUGGUCCCCGACAACAUCGUGAUAAAGCUGAUUGAGGGCAGGAUUAACUCGUUCGAAUGCCGUCGCGGUUUCAUUUUGGACGGUUUCCCGCGCACCGAGGGUCAGGCAGAGGGUUUGAAGUCGAUGUUGUCGCAAAUCGGCAAGAAGCUGAACUCCGUGCUGUUGUUGGAGUGCCCCGACGACGAGAUUGAGAGGCGCAUUAGCGGUCGUCUGGUGCACCUGCCGUCCGGCCGCGUGUACCACAAGACUAACAAGCCGCCGAAGGUGCCUAUGAUGGACGACAUCACCAACGAGCCUUUGACCCAGCGCAAGGACGACACUCCGGAGAUCAUCCGCACUCGUCUGGAAGCGUACUACAAGCAGACUGCCCCUCUGAUUAGCUACUACGACAAGCUGGGCCUGCUGCGCCGUGUGAACGCCAACCGCCGCGAGGAGGAUGUCAAGGCGGACAUUGACAGCAUCGUCGAGAAGACCGGCAGCAAGCCCCGGUAG